CGUUUGUGCGUAGCAGAAUUUGGCACAUGAAUGCGCAUUACGCAGCACGUAAACAAAAGCACAUUAUGGUGCCACUCGGACACAGACGGGAGGGAGAAGUGAGCUGUCAUUUCUCUCCUCACAGUCAGUGGACUCUUUUGUCGCGGUUACAGGCAUCAGAAGACGCACGAGGCGCCACCUCCGACAUGGAUUUACUCACUGCUGCUCUCCUGCGCUGCACGCAGGUCUGAGCACAAAUACUUCUCGAACGGCCUCGAGUCCUUGUGUGUCUGCAGUGCCAUGCCGUGCGUCCAGACCCAGUGCGGCUCCUCUCCGCAGGGAGCCAGCCCGGCCUCCCAGUGCGCCGACGGAGAGCGCAACUGCGACUUCCUCACCCCGGAAUUCGUCAAGUUCAGCAUGGAGCUGACCAACAGUGAGAUCUCCGCGAGCACGUCGGCACCGACGUUUGGCCCUUUAGCGGACUCCUACGGCUCCGGUUACGACGUGAAGCCGCCAUGCGUCUUCCAGAUGCCGGUUCAAGGGGAGCUGCCGUGCGUAAAGGUGAAUGCGCGCUACCAACAGAGCCAGCAUCAUCAGUCCGACGACCUGUUAGCGCCAACCGGUUCUGUUUAUUAUUACCGCUCUGCGUCUCCACACGCGCCCAUCCCCUCAACCUUACAAACUCCACACAUCUGGGAAGACUCGGGGUCUUUAUACAGUUUACGUCAAGACUAUUUGGCGGCAGCGCACAGGAAACGCGUUGUCCGAUUCUCGCUGGGGUUUUCCCUCAAGCACGCGCAACACGGCGCCCAGAGUCUGUCCACGUGCCAAAUGAAAUUUAACGGUUCUUUUCAUGUGUCCAUGAACUUGGAUCCGACCGGAGCGCACCAGUCGCUGGACAGUCCGGGGGUUUUGGCCGCCACUCGUUUCGGAAAGCAGCCCGGAAUGGGCUUCCCCCACCCCCUGCAGCUCUCCCACGGCCACCACUUCAUGGACUUCCAGGCUUCUUCUGCUCCCUGCAGCCGAGGAGGAGCGCUGAGUGCGGAGGGUCUGUGCGCCGUGUGCGGGGACAACGCCGCGUGUCAGCACUACGGAGUGCGCACCUGCGAAGGCUGCAAGGGAUUCUUCAAGCGCACUGUUCAGAAAAAUGCCAAAUAUGUCUGCUUGGCCACCAAAAGCUGCCCUGUGGACAAACGCAGGAGGAACCGAUGCCAGUACUGCCGCUUCCAGAAGUGCCUUGCAGUGGGAAUGGUCAAAGAAGUGGUGAGGACAGACAGUCUGAAAGGUCGCCGGGGUCGCCUGCCAUCCAAACCGAAAGCUCCACUCGAUUCGGCAUCACCUGACAGAACUCUCCUCAGCGCCCUCAUCAAGGCGCACGUGGAGUCGAACCCUCCACCAUCUCAUUUUAACUACACCCACUUCAGGGAGAGCCCAGGAAGUCCUCUGAGAGACGAUGUCCAACAUGUCCGGCAGUUUUACGACCUUCUCACCAGAUCGAUGGACGUGAUUCGAGGUUGGGCUCAGAAGAUUCCUGGCUUUACUUCCCUCCUAAAGCAUGACCAGGACCUCCUCUUCUACUCAUCUUUCCUGGAGCUCUUUGUUUUGCGGCUUUCGUACAGAUCCAACCCAGAGGAAGGGAAGCUGAUCUUCUGUGAUGGCUCAGUGUGGCACCGACUGCAAUGCCUGCGGGGUUUUGGAGAGUGGAUCGACAGCAUCGUGGAGUUCUCCGCUAACCUGCAGAGGAUGAACCUGGACAUCCCCACGUUCUCAUGCAUAUGCACCCUCGCCCUAGUAACUGAACGACAUGGACUGAAGGAACCGAAGAAGGUGGAGGAGCUACAGAACAACAUUGUUAAGUGUUUGAAGGACAGCACCAAUGGAGCAUCAUGCUGGUCAAACCAUUUGUCCAGACUUUUGGAAAAACUGCCUGAACUUCGCACUCUGUGCAUUCAAGGCCUGCAGAGGAUUUUCUAUUUGAAGCUGGAGGAUUUGGUGCCACCGCCUGCGACAAUAGAUAAGUUAUUCCUCGACACGUUGCCGUUUUAGGAACAUAAAACCAAACACACAAGGGUUUUUUUUCUGGUUUAAUCCCAGUGGUGAUUAAUGAGGACUGCAUUAAAUGC
Messenger RNA from Thalassophryne amazonica, 2102 nucleotides. Its product is annotated as nuclear receptor subfamily 4 group A member 2-like. Gene Ontology annotation, biological process: cellular response to corticotropin-releasing hormone stimulus; regulation of transcription by RNA polymerase II; dopaminergic neuron differentiation. Gene Ontology annotation, cellular component: nucleus; transcription regulator complex. NCBI's taxonomy places the organism in Eukaryota, Metazoa, Chordata, Actinopteri, Batrachoidiformes, Batrachoididae. Gene Ontology annotation, molecular function: nuclear receptor activity; RNA polymerase II cis-regulatory region sequence-specific DNA binding; nuclear glucocorticoid receptor binding. The record is from RefSeq and is a predicted model, not a curated record.